AUGGCUGUGGAAAGCUGCUGUUUACCAAAACGAUCAGCCCCGUCGACUGUCUUACAAGUUACGUUAGUACCAUGGGAUCCAGAUUCAGAACACCACGUCCGUCGGUUGAUUUUGCAGCGCAUCGCUUGCGGAUGGCACCAAGAGUUUGUUGAGGGAGAGUGGAGCAAAUUGCAACGACAAGGACAUAAGUCGCUCCAGUGGAUUGUUCUCUCUGAUGCAGACCCCGCCACAAAGGCCGAGCUGCUAAAACGACAUAUUGAUGCGUUUCCAGAAGAAGGAUCACCAUUAAUAGAUUCUGCGCACUCACUAGGCGGAAAAGUAAGGAAGGAUUCGGAUCAUCUAGCGGGAUCUUUCAUUCCUGUAGGACACAUCUCCCUCGACGGCGAUGGCGCAGAUCCCGCAGGCCCGCUCUCAUACGGGCUCAAAGACGUGUACAGGAUUGCGAACUUCUACGCCUCCUGGGAGCUUCAAUCCACUGGACUUGGGAGGGCGGCAAUGGAUGCCUUAGAGAAUAUGGCAGUUGCAGAACCGUUGUUUGCAAAGACGUUGGCGUUAUGCGCCAUUUCAGAUGAAACCGAUCAGGACGAGGAGAGAAAUACCGCUCUUGGGCGGCCGAAAACUGGUGUACUUAUUAGCCUUGGUGCUGCAUCUUUUUAUCGACUGUAUCCGAUCCCUACUGCUGGUGCCGUUUGUACUAUCAGGUCGUAUUCUCUCGGUACUGCCAGCCGUUGCUUCUACCGCUCACAUCCAACUUCCUCGACAGCACAGGAGAUCCAGGAAGGUCAGGGACUGUCUGAACUUGGCGAGGACUCUGUCCAUUUAAAGGCACAAUUACAGUCUGUACACCCUUCUAAGGUCAAGAUCUGUUCCGAGAACCCGGAUGAUCAGCCUGAUAUUCACGACCCUCAGCCACAAAGGGUUUGUGUAGAUGAUCAAAUACUCUUUUUCAAGUCUGCCGACAGGUCCAGCCCGCGAGAUACGAUAAACGCCAUCAAGAAAUACCUACGGAUAGCCGACCUUGGCCCUGAUAUACGUACCUCCCAGCUUUAUGGCAUUAUCGUAGACGACAAGAACCCACUCAUUGGACUACUAUUUCAUUAUGUUGAAGAAGAAAGUACGCUAGCAUUCGCCGUCGAACCUAGAACGCCAGCGACUCUGAGACAGCAGUGGUUAACCCAAAUCACAGACACACUAAUGAGGUUACAUAGAGCAGGAGUUGUGUGGGGGGAUGCAAAACCUGAUAAUGUUCUUAUUGAUGAACAUAGUAAUGCUUGGAUCAUUGAUUUCGAAGGCGGUUAUACACAUGGCUGGGUCUAUCGCGACAAAGAAGGGACUGUAGAGGGAGACUUGCAGGGGUUGGCAAAUAUUGUUAAUUUUAUCUUCGAGAAGACGGGAUCUGAACAUUCAGCUGACGAUGAAUACAGCCAUCGGUAG
Venustampulla echinocandica is the source of this 1434-nucleotide messenger RNA. RefSeq lists its product as uncharacterized. The transcript is spliced from 5 exons. Gene Ontology annotation, biological process: protein phosphorylation. Gene Ontology annotation, molecular function: protein kinase activity; ATP binding. The coding region runs from base 1 to 1434 and encodes 477 amino acids. NCBI's taxonomy places the organism in Eukaryota, Fungi, Ascomycota, Leotiomycetes, Helotiales, Pleuroascaceae. The record is from RefSeq and is a predicted model, not a curated record.